AUGACAUACUCAGGCCUUCCCCGAAGAAAAUAUGCUUCCCAUAAAGACAGCCAUGGCCACAAGUCGUACCUGUACUAUGCCCAGCGGCGUAAACUGCAUCUUGAAAACGGACCAACGCUAACCAAGUACUCUCCAAAUACCAAUAUCUCUGCAGCAUCGGUCAGAGGGAAAUGGGCGAGGUUCUGCUCUGAGGUACACCUUGAUCCGGAUGAUCUCCUCGAACGCAUGACUUCAGCAGAUGUGAACUCCUGGUUUGAUUGGAUCGAAAGGAACUUUAAAGGUUCCAUCAAGGCCCAUAGCGCCCUUGCCAACUACUGGAGGACCUUGAAGAGGCUAUACUUCUUAAAGAAUCACCGUGAGAUGGAUGCAGACAUGAAGAGAGACUGCAUUAACUAUAUGAACGUUAUUAGUUCAAACAUGGGCUUGCGUAGGCAUCCAUUGCCAAAGCAGACAGCCGCAUCGGACGAUCUUCUGCAAUUCCUUGUGUCGCAUCUUGUGCACUGUGAUUCAGUAUUCGCGGAUGAAAAGCAACGUCUCUACCCUUUGGUGGGUCUCAACCUAUCAAGCAUUACUGCCUGUCGAGCAGUAUCGCUUUUUGAUACAAGGCAUCCGGUUCAACUUCAGGCGGACGGCAGCCCGAUCCUCACUGCUGGAGGCGUGUCGGACGAUGCUAAUAGGUCUUUGACCCUAUCUCCGCCGCCAAGUAAAGAAGUCCCACCAGAUUCAGGCCAUGACUCUGGUAUACAAAGCGAUGAUGAUAAGCGCGGAUGUGCAACAUCUGAUGACAGCGCGUAUACCGACUCAGAAAUAGACACAAUGAGCGACGGUGGCGACCUGUCCGACUGCUCCAGUGUCACAGAUGAUGGGUAUCUUAAUGGAGAUGAGACGACAGGCACCAUCCUUUGGCGUCACGUGGAGUUCUAUGUUGUCCGUAACCUGGUGCCCGAACGUCGCCAUAUCCUGGCCGCCAUCGUGACACUUUUGCACACCAAAGGGGAAGAUAGGAAACCUCGACUGAAGAGAUUUGUUAUCGAGCACGAGGACAAUUUAAUAUUCGACUUGUUAUCACAGCUCCUGGCACUUGCACUACACGAUGACAUUUUCGCCGCUACUAUUAAGGACGUAUCGCAUAUAUAUACUGCCCCAAUUCCUGACCACCGCAAAGGUAUUCAACUGAAGAUCAAGAGAGAGACGCUGGACAUACCGGUGUUCCGUGAGCCCGAACAUACACCGGAGGGUUACCGAACUUCCGACUUGCGGCCUCUGAAGUCCAGGACUUGGAGCCGAAUCAUCAAACGAAUCGGAGUACGAAGCGGCCAGAGACACAAUCUAACACAAAAAGUUCUUCGCCGCGGUGGGAGAAAUGCUAUCAACAACACUGCGCCAUCCUCGGUCCGUGACCAAGUCGCCGAUCACGAAUCCAAUGCUGUGAAAUACUAUCUGAACGAGAUAGUCGACUUUGAUACCGCUGCUGCAUUUCAUAAACGGCCAUCAAACGAGGUUGUCCAGCGCGAGCUCAGAUCAGCUACGUUACUUGCCGAUAACACCGCACCUAUCGGACUGACAGACGCUCAGGCUCAGAGAAUCUCCAGAAACCCAGAGGUUCGUCGGCUUCGCAGAGUCUGUCGCGCAUUAACUGCGGAAGUCUACAACCAGGGCUAUAAAACUCUGAAGGAGGCUGCAGGAACCGAGAUUGGAGAGAGGAAGAAGCAAGCCGAUGCUGAGCUGAGCAGUAUGCUUACAAGGCUCCGAGAAGAGGCCAAAGAGAAGAAUCGGCAAAGGCACUUUCGGCGUACUGAUACCGCUAUAUUCAACCAGCAGUAUGAGAGAAAUGAGCACUUCAAUAAGAACAAAGCGCAGCCUCGCCUUACCCAAACUUACCAGAUCGCUGAGCGUAAUGAAUUGGUGGGCCUGUUGUGUUAUUCUACUCCCCCUGAGAAGGAUGUGGAUGCUCACCUUCGAAGGUUGAAGUUUAUACGUCUUUUAGUCCGGUGGCAAAACCGGAAGGAAAGCCCACGUCGAGGGAGACAGACCAUGAGCAUUACCAUGCCGCAGCCUACCGAUCUUUCACUCACCGCUGGAACUUCCUCGGACAGAUACGACCCACUGCAGUGUCCAUUUUGUCUCUCAGAUACUCGUCUCCCUCUUGCUGAUCGUGAAAGAAGGAAGAGCAAAAUCAAUAAACUAUGGGACCACGUCGAAAAUAUUCAUGGGCAAGAGCUUGCGGCGUUUGACUCUGGAUUUCGGAGGUGCGGACUAUGUGGGAUGAGAAACAUCGACUUCAUUCCAUCUAGUGUGCCCAAUUUCAAGAAUCACACUCAGACGGUCCAUGGAAUCAGGCUCGGACCGUGA
This is a messenger RNA of Aspergillus pseudotamarii, 2352 nucleotides long. RefSeq lists its product as uncharacterized. The transcript is spliced from 5 exons. The record is from RefSeq and is a predicted model, not a curated record. Lineage: Eukaryota; Fungi; Ascomycota; Eurotiomycetes; Eurotiales; Aspergillaceae. Bases 1 to 2352 code for a protein of 783 amino acids.